AUGCAAUUGGAGAAAUGGUCACUUAUUGAAGAGAGUGUGAUAAAACAGAAGUCCAGAGUACAAUGGAUGAAACUAUGGGACUCCAAUACAAAAUAUUUUACUGCUGUGGUUAAAGAGAUGGCACAGAGGAAACACAUCCAUGAACUCACUGCUUUGAGUGGUACAAAACUGACUGAGCCAAAAGCCAUUAUACAUGAAGUUAUCUUGUUUUAUAAGGGACUCAUGGGAACUGCAGCACACACAUUACCUGCAUUAGAUAGAAUAAUUAUGUAUAAAGGACCCCAACUCACCCAUAAGCAGAAGCUGUUUCGACUAAUGGAUGUCAUUGAUGCUGAGAUCAAAGAUGAUUUAUGGGCUAUGGGAGAAGACAAAGCUCUUGGGGUGGCCUGUCCUGUUACAAUAAAAGAGUGCAGACCAAUAGCAUGCUGCACUGUUCUUUACAAAAGUAUCUCUAAAAUUCUAGCUUGCAGACUCCAAUCAGUCAUUUCCUCAAUCAUAUGUGAGGCCCAGGCUAGUUUGGUUCCAGGCAGGAAAAUAGUUGAUAAUAUUAUAUUAGCUCAUGAACUGGUGAAAGGGUACACUAGGAAAAAUAUCUCUCCUUGGUGUAUAAUUAAGGUGGAUUUGAAGAAAGCUUAUGACUCUGUUGAGUGGAUUUAUUUGGAACAGGUGAUGGACGGGAUUGGAUUUCCAACAAAAUUCACUAACUGGAUUAUGGAGUGUGUUAGAACUGUUAACUACUCUGUGCUGGUUAAUGGGGAACCCACAUAA
This is a messenger RNA of Lycium barbarum (goji berry), 768 nucleotides long. RefSeq lists its product as uncharacterized. The transcript has 2 exons. The coding region runs from base 1 to 768 and encodes 255 amino acids. NCBI's taxonomy places the organism in Eukaryota, Viridiplantae, Streptophyta, Magnoliopsida, Solanales, Solanaceae. The record is from RefSeq and is a predicted model, not a curated record.